AUGGGGAUACCAAGCCAAAGGCUCUCCCAGCUAGCCGCUGACGGGCUAAUGUUAAUGGUCUAUCUAUCAAUGAGUAGUGCCCUGGCAGCCUUUAUUAUUCUUAUAGACUUAAGGGGAAUUAUACCACGGUCAAUUGUCUACUAUAGUCUUGGUAUUUGUUUUCCCUCUUUUGCACUUGUUGGCGCGGGCUAUAUUCAAGUUUGUGCCUUCCGGGAGGAGACCGAGAAACCUUCAUUAACACAACUCUCUCUGACCUUAUUUUUGGCUUUAUUUCACUUUAUCGGGGCGUGGAUAGUAUUUGGCCUACUACUUACUUCACACUUCUGGCCUACCGAUACAUUGACCCCAAGCAGGAUCUGGUUCCUUUGGGGGCAAGCAUAUACGUGGUCCACUGUUAUCAUUAAUUUGCUAAGGGAGCAUUUCAGGACCCAGGAGCAAAAGAAGAAGAAGAAGGCUUUGCGUGAGGCCAAGGAGAAAGCUUUGCGUGAGGCCGAGAAGAAGGAUCAACACGAGGCUGAGAAGCCAGGUGAGAAUGGCUCAAUUGCAGAGCCGGUAUCGGGUUCAUGUAAGUCGCCUUUAAAUCUUUGA
Clonostachys solani is the source of this 588-nucleotide messenger RNA. NCBI's taxonomy places the organism in Eukaryota, Fungi, Ascomycota, Sordariomycetes, Hypocreales, Bionectriaceae. The record is from the annotation of a GenBank genome assembly.